UGCGAACCAUAGAGUAUCCGGAUGCGCGCCCGCCGCUGGAGGAUUUUCACGUUAUGCGGGAAGUUGUCUGUAAUUCAGUGAGAUGAGCACGUUGGUUUUAGAUAACGGGGCGUACACCGCUAAAAUUGGAUACAACAACGGUGAAGUGAGCGUAAUUCCCAACUGUCAGUUCAGAUCAAAGACCGCUCGCCUAAAAACAUUUACGGCCAAUCAGAUUGAUGAAGUAAAAGACCCCUCUGGCCUCUUUUAUAUUCUCCCAUUUCAAAAGGGUUACUUGGUGAACUGGGAUGUCCAAAGACAGGUUUGGGAUUAUCUGUUCGGGAAGGAAAUGUUUCAGGUGGACUUUGUUGAUACCAACAUCAUUAUCACUGAGCCCUAUUUUAACUUCACUUCAAUACAAGAGUCCAUGAAUGAGAUUUUGUUUGAAGAAUAUCAAUUCCAAGCAGCACUCCGGGUUAAUGCCGGAGCUCUAAGCGCACACAGAUUUUUCCGAGACAAUCCAUCAGAGCUGUGCUGCAUCAUUGUAGACAGCGGCUAUUCCUUUACACACAUCGUGCCGUAUUGUCGAAGUAAGAAAAAACGAGACGGGAUUAUAAGAAUCAAUGUUGGUGGAAAGCUGCUAACAAAUCAUCUAAAAGAGAUUAUCUCAUACAGACAGCUACAUGUCAUGGACGAGACCCAUGUCAUUAACCAAGUAAAAGAGGAUGUAUGCUAUGUAUCCACAGACUUUUAUAGGGAUAUGGAUAUUGCAAAGCUGAAAGGAGAAGAGAACACUGUUAUGAUAGAUUAUGUGUUACCAGACUUCAGCACAAUCAAGAAGGGCUUUGUUAAGGCAAGGGAAGAGAUGGUGUUUAGUGGGAAGCCUACAGCAGGGGAGCAAAUACUCCGCUUGACUAAUGAGAGAUUUGCGGUUCCAGAGAUCAUUUUCCAUCCUUCAGACAUAGGGAUUCAAGAAAUGGGGAUUCCAGAAGCCAUUGUACAUUCCAUUCACAAUCUUCCAGAAGAAAUGCAGCCUCAUUUCUUUAAGAAUAUUGUUCUCACUGGAGGAAGCACCUUGUUCCCAGGGUUCAGGGAACGGGUUUUCUCGGAGGUUCGCAAGCUCACACCGACGGACUAUGAUGUUUCGGUUAUUCUACCUGAGAACCCUAUAGCUUACUCUUGGGAAGGUGGAAAGUUAAUAUCGGAAAAUGAUGACUUUGAAGAUAUGGUUGUAACUAGAGAGGAAUAUGAAGAAAAUGGCCAUUGUAUUUGUGAAGAGAAGUUUGAUAUAUAAGUCAUUUUCACUUUUGUUAAUAUGUACAUAUUCUUUUAUUGCUGCAUUUGUUCCAUUAUUUAUUUGAUUUUCAUUAAAAAGGAAACAACCUCUAAGAAUUA
Spea bombifrons (plains spadefoot toad) is the source of this 1374-nucleotide messenger RNA. RefSeq names its product actin related protein 6 (gene ACTR6). The transcript is spliced from 11 exons. Gene Ontology annotation, cellular component: Swr1 complex. NCBI's taxonomy places the organism in Eukaryota, Metazoa, Chordata, Amphibia, Anura, Pelobatidae. Gene Ontology annotation, molecular function: nucleosome binding. The record is from RefSeq and is a predicted model, not a curated record. The coding region runs from base 83 to 1273 and encodes 396 amino acids.